AUGUUUUUGGUGAACCUUGCACGAACCAAUUUGGAUACGUUUGUACCGACUCAGACAGCGCUCUUUCCAAAUGGCCAUUACGUCCAGGCUGCUCCUGGUGCAAUACUGGCCAUCCUCAUCUUCAUCGGGACCGCCAUCCUGCUUUACAUUCGUGUUCAUCAGAGACUAGGUCCCUAUCUUUUCGCCACCCUCUUCUCGUGCAUAUGUGUAAUAACCAACUUGACCACGGCCGUCCUAGUUCCUUACUCUUACUACGUUCUCGGUCGAGCCAUCUUUAUCCCUUUGGAAUUUCACUCCAUUAUAUCCACCUUGGCAUCUAUCGUCCUCUUCCCGGAAACCCUGUCAAGCAAAGCAACCAAGUGGGUUGCUGCAGUUUUCGCCCCCCUUGCAAAAAGCUGCCUCGAUCCAUUUGAUAUUGCUGCAGUCAACGCAGACAACGCCAGGAAUCAAGCAGCGCUAGGUCCUCUAGCACAAGCUGCACCAUUGCUACCGUCUGAGGUAGCAUAUGCCCGGUAUAUCCCGAGAGACUGGCGACCGCUGCAGGAUCUUGCAAGGCGUGUCGCUGUUCCCGCGAACGGGAUGUUGAUUGACUUUACUCUUGUCGAUCCUACUCGCGAACGUUUUCCCGUCACACCUGCAAGAACGAGCCAUAGUACUCCAGUUGAAAGACAUAGCGAGCCACCACACCAUCAUCAUCUCAGUAAUAUUCUUCAUCGGGCGCAUUUACAUAACAGUAGCCGUUUCCAUCACCGAGCCUCGUCAUCGUAUGGAAAUCGGCCUACCUCACAUGCUCCUGUCAGUGUCUCUGAGAGUCAGAUAUUUCUGGAUCUAGAAGGAUCUUCCACCCCGCUUCUCGAGCAGUGUCAAUCCGCCACCCGCGGGGAAUCAUCUCCUAUACUCAGCACUGCUACUCAAACCGAGCGUCGAGAGAAAGCUAAACAGUCCUGUCGUACCACCUUAUGCGAUUUGCGAAUAUGCCAGGAGAACUCUUCGAUCCCGUUAUCUGCUUGGAAACCCGACCUGAACGUCGCCAUCAGCGUAUUUGGACGCCAAAGUUUCAUAGUCUUACAAGUGUCACUGUAUUCUUGGAAUGGAUCAAGAGUGUCUGGACGGACAACGAUAAACGUAGGUCGCAGUGCGAGUGCUGGUGCAGCAGGAGAAGAAGGGGAAGAAGAGGAUCCAGACCGGGUUCAGCACGUCAAUUGUGAUAGGGGGAGUGAUAUUGAAUUUGAUGAACUUUCGGGUGAAACGAGAGUUGGGAAUCGCGUCCUGAACGACGAAGAUGAUAAUAUGUUUGGGGAGUUCAUGGACAGAUGGAUCUACAACCGCGUCGUGGGCUUGACGACUGGGAACGCGCUGUAUGUCAUGAAAGCGGGAGUCCUCACGAGUGAGCGGUGGUUUGAUCCCUCUUUCGAUACUGAAGGAUUUAAUGAGCAGCUCUUAUGUGCAUCCCGUUCUUCAUCCCUGGAUCAGCGCAAUUUGCUUACGACAAUCGGUUCCUUGGGGGAAUGUAAGGCUCAAGCUGGGAAGAUUGAAAAGGGGCCAGGUGAACGUCAAACGGAGAUUUCCUUGAGAGCAAAAUGGCCCGAGGAGCGAUAUCAUACACUGUUCAAUUUGCAGAUGCAAAUCUCGUACUCGCUCUCUCACCUUCUUUCCGUCAUUGAACACCUCGAGCCUGCAUGA
Molecule: messenger RNA, 1683 nt
Organism: Lentinula edodes (shiitake mushroom)
Lineage: Eukaryota; Fungi; Basidiomycota; Agaricomycetes; Agaricales; Omphalotaceae
Exons: 11
Coding region: 1-1683 (560 amino acids)
Source: RefSeq, a predicted model, not a curated record